CGCGCGCAGACCGUGUAACUUCACUCCUAGCGGAGCCGGGGAAGUCGCUGGCUGCGGGGUGCGGGGCUCGCGGCGGUUCCCUCGGUGCGAUCCUUACUUUGCCUUGUCUCCUCCGGCUCUCCGUCGUCUCCGGCAGUCAAUCUUCCUCGAAAUCCACUGGCCUGCUCCCGGGAACAUCCUUUGUGCUUCCCAGAGACGCGCCGUAGCUUCCGCUGGUGGCAGUUUUGACAGAUCGCCUUGAAAGAAAUGGCUACUGGACAGGAACGAGUGGUGGCUUUGGUAGACAUGGACUGUUUUUUUGUUCAAGUGGAACAGCGGCAAAAUCCUCAUUUGAGAAAUAAACCUUGUGCAGUUGUACAGUACAAAACAUGGAAAGGUGGUGGAAUUAUUGCAGUGAGUUAUGAAGCUCGUGCAUUUGGGAUCACGAGAAACAUGUGGGCAGAUGAUGCUAAGAAGUUAUGCCCAGAUCUUCUACUGGCACAAGUUCGUGAGUCCCGUGGAAAAGCUAACCUUACCAAGUACCGGGAAGCCAGUGUUGAAGUGAUGGGGGUCAUGUCUCGCUUUGCUGUGAUUGAACGUGCCAGCAUCGAUGAGGCUUACAUAGAUCUGACUAGUGCUGUACAAGAAAGACUUCAAAAGCUACAAGGGCAGCCUAUCUCGGCAGACUUGUUACCAACCACUUACAUUGAAGGAUUGCCUCGAGGCCCUACGGCAGCAGAAGAUAGUGUUCAGAAAGAAGAGAAGCGAAGACAAGGCUUGUUUCAGUGGCUUGAUUCUCUUCAGGUUGACAACGCAUCCUCGGCAGACCUGCAACUCACCGUGGGGGCGCUGAUUGUGGAGGAAAUGAGAGCUGCCAUAGAGAGGCAGACGGGUUUCCAAUGUUCAGCUGGAAUUUCACACAAUAAGGUCCUGGCAAAACUGGCCUGUGGACUAAACAAGCCAAAUCGCCAAACCCUGGUUUCACAUGGAGCAGUCCCACAGCUCUUCAGCCAGAUGCCAAUUCGCAAAAUAUUCUUUGUCUCUUUUGUUAGCCGUAGUCUUGGAGGAAAACUUGGAGCUUCCGUCAUUGAAAUCCUAGGGGUAGAGUACAUGGGUGAACUGACUCAGUUCACAGAAGCCCAGCUCCAGAGUCAUUUUGGAGAGAAAAAUGGGUCUUGGUUAUAUGCCAUGUGCCGAGGGAUUGAACAUGAUCCGGUUAAACCCAGACAACUACCCAAAACUAUUGGCUGUAGCAAGAACUUCCCAGGAAAGACAGCUCUGGCUACUCGGGAACAGGUACAGUGGUGGCUCUUGCAGUUAGCCCAGGAACUGGAGGAGAGACUGACCAAAGACCAAAAUGAUAACGACAGGGUGGCCACCCAGUUGGUUGUGAGUAUCCGUGUACAAGGAGACAAACGUCUCAGCAGCCAGCGUCGUUGCUGUGCCCUAACACACUACGAUGCUCACAGGAUGAGCCAGGAUGCUUUUGCUACCAUCAGGAACUAUAAUACUUCUGGAAUCCAAACUGAAUGGUCCCCUCCUCUCACAAUGCUCUUCCUCUCUGCUACCAAAUUCUCUGCCUCUGCCCCUUCCGCAUGCAGAGACAUCACCGUCUUCUUGAGCAGCGACGCAAGUUCUGUGCCGAAGGUGCCAAUUACCAGUUCGGAGACCAAGACCAAGGGAAGUAGUCCAGCUGUGCCAGCCACUAAAAAAGCAACCCCUUCUCUGCAGUCAUUCUUUCAAAAGGCUGCAGAAAAGCAGAAAAUUAAAGAAACUUCACUUGCAUCUUUUUCCACCGCCACAAGCAAUUCACCAUCCAAACCCUUGUUAAUUUUCCAGACCAGUCAAACUACAGGAACUGAGCCCUUCUUUAAGCAGAAGAGUCUGCUGUUAAAACAGAAACAACUUAAUAAGUCUUCAACUUAUGUUCCACAAAACCUACAGUCCAACUCUGAAUGGUUACCAAACUCUUUUCCAGAAGGGUCUUCAGAUGGGGUUCCUGUUUGUGCAAUAGCAUUGAAGCCAGAAUCCUCUAAAACAAGCCCUGAAGAGAUGGAUUUGGCUCAGAACAGUCCAAACAUGCCUCCUUUUUCAGCCCCCAAGUCUCUGGAGGUGGCCCAAAAGGCAACUACUACCCCUAGUCUUACAACAACUGAGGACCAAGUGUCGUGUGAGAAGUGUGGCUCCCUGGUACCAGUGUGGGACAUGCCAGAACACAUAGACUAUCACUUUGCACUGGAACUGCAGAAAUCCUUUCUGCAGCCUCACGUCUCCAAACCCCCAGCAGUCUCAGCCACUUCUCCACAGGGGAAAAGAAGUCACAAGAGCCCUUUAGCUUCCAGUAAUAAACGCCCUAGGCCUGGGGGCAUGCAGACAUUGGAAUCAUUUUUUAAACCAUUAACACAUUAGUGUUUUCAGCUCACUGGAGGGCUUUAAUAUUUUUCCUGUAACUGGAGAGAUGAAAAUAUGUUAAUUUCUGAAGGAAAUACAUAGCUAUGAAAAUUUUCCUACAAAAAUCCAGUUAGGUUAUAGACUAAGGGUUCCGUCUUUUCCUAUGGGAUUCUGAUGCUGUUGCCAAAUGAAUUGUAAAAAUCUAGCCUUUGAGUUUUUAAAAUUUUUUAGUUGUUUUGUUUCUCAAGGAAGGGUCUUGCUCUAGCUCAGGCUGACCUGGAAUUCACUAUGUAAUAGUCUCAGUGGCCUUGAAUUCAUGGCAAUCUCCUAC
This is a messenger RNA of Jaculus jaculus (lesser Egyptian jerboa), 2701 nucleotides long. It is a transcript of the gene Polh, whose product is annotated as DNA polymerase eta. Gene Ontology annotation, cellular component: nucleus; replication fork; site of double-strand break. The record is from RefSeq and is a predicted model, not a curated record. Gene Ontology annotation, molecular function: DNA-directed DNA polymerase activity; damaged DNA binding. Gene Ontology annotation, biological process: error-prone translesion synthesis; response to radiation. The transcript is spliced from 11 exons. Lineage: Eukaryota; Metazoa; Chordata; Mammalia; Rodentia; Dipodidae. Bases 247 to 2388 code for a protein of 713 amino acids.